AUGCGUCAUUUGGCUGCGUACCUCCUCCUCCAGAUCGGCGGCAACGCCUCGCCCUCCGCGGCGGACAUCAAGAAGGUUCUCGGUGCCGUCGGUAUCGAGGCCGACGCUGAGCGUCUCGAGAAGCUCAUCUCUGAGCUCGAGGGCAAGGACGUCAACGCCCUGAUCGCUGAGGGCUCGUCCAAGCUUGCUUCCGUCCCCUCUGGUGGUGCGGUCGCUUCUUCGGGCGGUGCUGCGGCUGGCGGUGCCCCCGCCGCUGCUGAGGAGAAGGUGGAGGAGAAGAAGGAGGAGGAGAAGGAGGAGUCCGACGACGACAUGGGCUUCGGUCUGUUCGAUUAA
Trametes versicolor FP-101664 SS1 is the source of this 336-nucleotide messenger RNA. Its product is annotated as ribosomal protein 60S. Lineage: Eukaryota; Fungi; Basidiomycota; Agaricomycetes; Polyporales; Polyporaceae. The coding region runs from base 1 to 336 and encodes 111 amino acids. Gene Ontology annotation, biological process: cytoplasmic translational elongation. Gene Ontology annotation, cellular component: cytosolic large ribosomal subunit; ribosome. Gene Ontology annotation, molecular function: structural constituent of ribosome. The record is from RefSeq and is a predicted model, not a curated record. The transcript has 3 exons.